CUGGUGGCUAGAACAAGCAAAUAAAAAUCAUCAAAGUUCUGAAGUUUCCCGCCAAAUAUCAGUGUUUCACUUUUUACUAAUAUUUUAUAUUAUUUCUUAUAACUUAUAAUUUUAUAUGAACCUUCAAAAUUGCAAACCUUUUAAAAUACGAAAGAAUUCACCUUUUUUUAGUCAAUGUAGUCUAGGUGUCUUGAUACUCUUGUUUGGUUAGAAAAUGGCUAAUUCUUUUUUUCGGGCGUCUAAAGAAAGUGACGAAAAUUCCUUUAAGUGAUAAAAAUAUUGGCUGAUAAUAUAUCCCGUGUUUUGGAUUAAACCGAACCGUUUUAAAAUCUUUGAUGUGCAAGUUGUUUGGGUAAUCGAGAAAAUGUCCUACAUGGCAAGACUAAAGGCUUAUGACUCAAUUCAGUUAAAUGAGGACAUUCCCAAGGAUUUCCGCACCUAACAUAAUAAGCUUUCUCAUACACGUUGUCUUGUGUAAUCCGCCACGAUCAAUCUUUUUUCUUCAUCGCAAUAGGGAAUCAGAGCUAGCCCACUUCCCCGUAGAGAUCAUUAUGAUUAACUACUUAAGAUCUUAUCACGUCUUUAUUUGUAUACCCAGAAAGUGCUGGAGUUUUAGCAUCAUUAAAAAGAAAAACAUAGCAUACUUAUUGAUUCUUAUUGAUAAAAACUAUAUGCCACUCGAGAAUUCGUAAUUUGAUCGUUUAAUGUUGAUGUUGUAAACCGUGUUUUUGCUCUUUACACACGUCAAAAAAAUUGGAGAUCAACUGGUGUAAACUUACACGAUUUCCACAUAACAAAUGGCAGUUGGAAUGGAUUCAAGUAUAUUGUUAGUUAUUUUAGCGUGUGGGAUAACAGCUGCUAUCAUACCGAAAAGUUGUCCAAACCUACGCUUCAAUAGUAUCCCUAAAGAUCAUGUGUACCAUUCAAAAGUAAAGCCAUUGAUUAUCGCACAUCGCGGGCAACCCAAAUUGUACCAAGAAAACACAUAUGACGGUAUUCUUAGUGCGGUAGACGUCAAAGCUGAUGGAUUUGAGUUGGAUAUUUACAAAACAAAGGAUAACAAACUUGUUGUCUUUCAUGAUGACAAUACUGAGAAAUUGACGGGAGUGAGCAAAAUAAUCUGGGAAAGCACAUAUGAAGAAUUACAGCUACUUAAUUUAACAACAACAUAUGUCGCAGGUGGAAAAACAUACACUUACGACAAGCCAAGAAAGAUUCCUUUGCUAGAAGAAAUUUUAAAGGCUACAAAAGAUACUGGCUUGUUGCAUUAUUUAGAGAUGAAACCCAGUACAUUCUUCGCUGGAGACUCGAAUUUGGUCAACAAAACUGGAGAACUAGUUGCUGAUAUGAUCACAAGACUUGACCUAACUCUUAAGAGUAUCGUGAUCUCGUUCGACUAUCGAAAAAUUGCUGUUGUAAAGUCACACAACCCCAAUAUAGUUGUUGGGACGUUGUAUUCGCAGAAAUUCAGCGCUUAUCCAAAAUUGCUGUGCGCUCGAGAAUAUUUUCCGGCUUUAUCAAAUUGUAUUGCUGAUGCCCCGACUGAUCCUUUCGGCUACUUUAAAUUUACUCUCAAUUCUGGUCUUCUUUUUAAAGCAAGCGGAAGUUCGUCUAUCGAUUGUGAUAUUACAUUGUACAAUAACGUCAAGUACUCUAAUGAUACGAUAGCCAUGAUGCGUAAAAACUACAGUCCAGAUAUAAGUACUGGUUUUUACACAAUUUAUAGUUUAUCUAAAACUGAAAAACAGAAUAAGCAGGACGAGAUCAAAACAAAAGAACUUAUCAAGCAAGGAGGAGGACAUCGAUUGAUUACAGAUGACGUACCCAGACUUCGUGUAUUGGUCGGAAAAGACUCGACGGGAAGAUGGAUUAAGGCUACGACGAGUGUUGUCUUCUUGUGUUCGCUCAUUUGCGCCAUGAUGUAACUUUUCAAAAACUUGAACGUUGGUUGAAACUUUUAAUUUUGCGAGGAAAGAUAUGAUUUUUAAAAAGAUAAAAAUUAUAACGCGAUGCUUUUCUUAAGGGAUCUAAACAUCUCGAAGUGAUUUUCCGUCUGAUUUAUUUUCGUCGCCGGCCGACGUAUUUUGAUUUUAUGAGUUAGAUCAUCAGGUGUUUACUUCAACCUUACAUACUACGAAAAAUCAACAAGAAGAAGUUGAAUUUAUAUAAAAAUCAUUUUUUAGCUUUCAACUUCUGUAUCAAUCCCCAGAAAUCUUUCUAAGCUCUUUCUUCUGAAAUUACUCUGUUUUGUUUUUCAUCAGAAGCAGGCUUACGUUUUUAUUUUAAUGUAUAAACUUUAUUUAAACUUUUUGUAGAUAUAUUUGUAGCUCCGCGUAAUUUCUAUGAGUUCCAUAAAUCGCGAAAUGUGGCGUGUGCCGCAAACAUUUUGUAAUUUUUUAAAUUAAAAAUAAGAUUAAAAAUAUCAAUUUUA
Hydractinia symbiolongicarpus is the source of this 2431-nucleotide messenger RNA. RefSeq lists its product as uncharacterized. The transcript has 5 exons. Bases 798 to 1925 code for a protein of 375 amino acids. The record is from RefSeq and is a predicted model, not a curated record. Gene Ontology annotation, biological process: lipid metabolic process. Gene Ontology annotation, molecular function: phosphoric diester hydrolase activity. NCBI's taxonomy places the organism in Eukaryota, Metazoa, Cnidaria, Hydrozoa, Anthoathecata, Hydractiniidae.